Messenger RNA from Yamadazyma tenuis ATCC 10573, 575 nucleotides. The record is from RefSeq and is a predicted model, not a curated record. NCBI's taxonomy places the organism in Eukaryota, Fungi, Ascomycota, Pichiomycetes, Serinales, Debaryomycetaceae.
UGACUAAUGUUAAAUAAUUUCCCCAUAAUAUGAGACAAAUCACCCUAUAUCUUGAUAAGUGUUGACAAAAUCCGGGAGACCAUUUAUAAAUAAGGAGCAUAAUCACUUUGAGCUAUAUACGUGUCAGGUGUAACUGUGAGUGAAGCGGUAAGAGGCAAUUGGGAUGUGUUGGGAAAGGGGAAUGCAAUGUGACGAAAUGGGGUCUUCUGGUCCCUGUUUUUCCGUCAGACUUUGCAGAUAAGGAGUGUCAUCACCAUAAAAUCUCAUUAGCGUUUGAAAGUCAGAUAUGCAGAUACGAGAAAUGAUGUUAAUUAAGCAUGAUGAUAUUACCUCUUUGAGUGCUUGGGGCUAGCUCAUAAGAUACCCAAUGAGGCUAAUGGCUGAGUACAUGGCCCUAUCUGUGAAAUGUUGCCUCCAAAGAAUAGGGCUUCAUAUGCUAGAAUAUUUUUUGGUUAACAAUAAGUUGCAAGUAAUCUUAAUUCAGCAUUGCAAUUAUCAGGUCAUGACGAUCUUCGGGAUAAUUGUCUAAUUGCCUAAAUGGUUCAGUGAGCUGAUUAUCUAUUAAACCCGCUGUG